This is a messenger RNA of Notolabrus celidotus (New Zealand spotty), 1053 nucleotides long. RefSeq names its product BCL2 interacting killer (gene bik). NCBI's taxonomy places the organism in Eukaryota, Metazoa, Chordata, Actinopteri, Labriformes, Labridae. The transcript is spliced from 6 exons. Bases 111 to 584 code for a protein of 157 amino acids. The record is from RefSeq and is a predicted model, not a curated record.
GCAGCAGGUAAAGGGCGUGGCUAAUCAUAUCUGCGGCAGUUAACUGAGAACACCAGGAUUAAAGGACGCUGCUGGCGGCGUCCGGAUUAAUCUAAAAAGACGAAAACAAAAUGGUGGAACAAACGAGACAGCUGAGUCGUGUGGUCACCCUCCAGGCUGGACCUGGUGAGGCAGGGACCAGUUCUGCAUUUGACGUGAACUUCAGGAUCAAUGACAGGGCUGCACGAGUCGUUGGCCACCAGUUGGCUGUAAUUGGAGACCAGCUGGUCCGGGAGCAGGCUAGCAGACACCCAAACUGGCCACUAGCUCCUCUCCACCUGCUGAGACCUGCUCAGGCACUCACCAGGACCAUCUAUCGGGAUAUCCACAGUCAGAUAUUGGGCUUCCAGAGUCUGUCUGCAGCUGUGAAGGCCUGGAUAGAGAGCAGUGUGCCUGGGCAGGGGAUGCUCAGAGCAGAUGCCUGGGUCUCCAGUUUGAAACCAGUAACCUGCACUGGCUGGACCAGAGGAGCACUGGUGGCAGUGGCAGUGGUGGCAGCAGUGACCACAUUGGGUGCACUAUGGGUGGAAUGGAAAGGGCCAUGAGGGGGUCUUUUUGGGACAAAUUUUACUAACUACAAUGUUUGCAACUAAGUAAUGAUUUCUAAAUGAUUUAUUCCUGCUGUUUACUUUGACUUCUCUUUUUUUUGUAUGGCUAUCUUUAUAAGCGGUAUUGAAUUUGACUGGGAACAGGAGUAAAAUAAAAGAUCAUCUCAAAUUGUGACGUUGAAAAUUGGUUCGACAGUGUUGCCUGAGGAGUUGGCCAGCUUAUUGUAGCAGUGACAUGUUGGCUCACAGUUGUAUUAAUGUUUAAAGAGACUAUUUCUUAUGACCAGACUGUUGCUGGUUUGCAGUCUUUUGUAUGCAGAUGAGUUUCUUACUGGUUUAAGAGGCAACAUUUUUAUACAAAUGAUAUGUAGGCUGGCUCAAAAACAAAAAAAGGGAGCUGGUCUUUCUGUUUUCAGAUUUGAAAAUGCCUUUUCAUGUGAUGCAAAUAAACCUUUUAAUGAAGAAA